Molecule: messenger RNA, 1778 nt
Organism: Tympanuchus pallidicinctus (lesser prairie-chicken)
Lineage: Eukaryota; Metazoa; Chordata; Aves; Galliformes; Phasianidae
Product: GRAM domain-containing protein 2B-like
Exons: 12
Coding region: 505-1452 (315 amino acids)
Source: RefSeq, a predicted model, not a curated record
CCUGGGCUGGGCGGCCGCCUCAGCGCAGGAAUUUUGCUCUCUGCCUUUCGGUCCCCCAUGUGUCCACCUUGGGAACCACAGAGGGACCUGGGAGCUGCCACCCGCUGCCUAUGAGCGGGUGCUGGGGGUGCCACGGCCGCCCUGAGGACACAGCUGUCAUCCCCAAUGGGUCCCCAGGGCUGUGGCUGAUGUGUGGGGAAAACCCGGGGCACGGCACUUCCUGGAGUGGGGCCACGGUGGCUGCCACGCAGAGUGCCCUGCGGGGCCCCGGGGACCUCAGGGCAUGGGGCAGGCAGCACCCGAGAGGCUCUGAAAGGUCGAGCUGCUCCUUGUGUGUCCCGGUGAGCCUUGGUGGCUGAUCGGAGGGUGCUGAGCACCCCAAUGUUGGCAGGGGACAGGCAGUGUCCCCCUCUUUGGACGGCAGGGGACAGGUGGGCAAGGAGGACCCCGUGCACCAUCGCCUGUGGAUAACUGCAGCCAAUUGUCAUAGCACCGGGCUGCUCCAUGUCGAGGAGGCUGCGGAGGAGCAGGAGGGUGGUGCUGGAAAAGCCGUGGCAGAGCCUGGAGGAGAGAGGCAGCGCGCAGCAGGACCCGCACCCUGCACUCGCCAGAUCCAGAACCUACGACGCCUCCACCUGCACCGAGACCCCGGAGGCGUCAGGUCAGCCAGGAUCCCUAAACCCGCUCAGCAAGCACUGUGCUGCCUUCCAUAAAGCCUUUGAGGAGAUCGCAGGGCGCGAGGCUCUGCUGGCCUGCUUCUCCUGCGCCUGGCAGCGCGAGGUGCCCUACCACGGCCGCCUCUUUGUCUCCUCCGGGCACCUCUGCUUCCACGCCAGUGUGCUGCUCAGGGACAUCAAGGCUGUUGUCCCGGUGGCUUCUGUCUGUGCCCUCAAAAAGACCAACACGGCACUGCUGGUGCCCAACGCACUCAGCAUCCGCACGGAGCAGGGGGACAAGUUCCUCUUUGUGUCGCUGCGCCGGCGUGAGGCCACCUACCAGCUGCUGAAAUCGCUCUGCAGACACCUGCAGGACGACACCUGGAGCCCCCCGGCCUCUCCCCUCAACCACAGCACUGAGCAAAGCCCUAAGAAAUCCUUGACCUCGAGCCACUCAGAUUUGGAGCAGUGCACACCGGAGCCCGACGGUCUGGAGCUGCAGGAUGGGCCGAACCCGAUGCUGAACAGAGCAGAGGAGGAUGAGGAAAAAGAGGAGGAGACGGCAGAGGCCAGUCCAGUUCUGGGCAGAGGGCGACCCCGCACAGCACUGCCAGCCCGGAGCGCCGCACAGCUGGGUGCUUUCAACACCAUCAUCGUGUUCUACCUGCUGCUGAUGGUGGCUUUGUUGCUGACCUCGGGGUACAUCGGGCUGCGCAUCCUGGAGCUGGAGCAGCAGCUGGCGGCCAUGGGGGCUUGGCCAGAGCUCAGCCUGUUGCAGCGGCACAAGAAGACGUGAAGCCAACAGGGACCUGGCUGGCACCGGGCCACCAGCACAUGGGACCGGCUCUGGGACCCCCCAGAAGGUGGGGAGGAGGAGGGGGGGGUCCCCACGUACCUUCCAGCACCCCCAGGGAGCCCCCGCGGGCCGUAGGGCUCCAUCCUACCCCCUUCCCUCCGUGCUUCAGCCCCUGAGCUCAUUGUGUGAGCACUGAUCAGAGGGCAAAGCCAGAGCCAGGCCCCCGCCCUGGGAGGCAGCCACCCCCAGGGAUGCGGGCACAGCGGGGCCCGGUGGGCACAGGGAGACAGAACUGUUUUUAUUAAUAAAGAGCUGACGUGGUGCUA